AUGACGGCAGGCACAGUCCGGCUGGGUACGGCCUCCCCUGGAACUCGGCCGACUACCGCUGAAACCCUAACCCAGCUUGAACACAUCACCCGGCGCGCCGCCUCGAAGAAGAUCGACAUCCUCCUUCUCCCAGAAGCUUACAUCGGAGGAUAUCCUCGUGGAACUCACUUUGGCUGCGUUAUUGGAGCCCGAUCUGAAGAGGGCCGCAAUGAAUACUUGCGCUACUUCCAAAGCGCUGUUGAUCUGGGCGAUACCGUAGGCGACGGAGCAGGUGCUGGAGCAGCCUGGGUCAACAGGGAACUGCCGAGUGAUAGCGUACCAGGGCUGGAUGGCGGAGAGGAUGCGAGCAAUAUCUCUAACAAACGGGGUGAUGGCACUCGUGAAGAGUUGGAACGGAUUGCUCGCGAGACGAAGGUAUUCAUCGUCACCGGCCUGAUCGAGAAGACGGGGGGAAGCAUGUACUGCUCUGUCGUUUAUACCGGGACCGAAAGACUCGUCUGGGCCCAGGGCUCGCCCGCCACUCUCCGUGCUGUCAGCACCAUCAUCCGCGGAGUCCGCAUCAACCUCGCAGCCGCCAUCUGUUGGGAAAACUACAUGCCCCUGGUGCGGCAGGCCCUGUACGCGCAGAACAUCAACCUCUACCUCGCACCAACCGCCGACGGCCGGGAUUCAUGGCUCUCCUUCUUGCGGACGGCAGCUAUCGAAGGCCGCUGCUUCGUCCUGAGCUCCAACAUGUGCGUCCGGAACACACCAACGCCAAACGGCCACGCUGCAAUCUCCAGCAAAUCGCAACAAUCCGACGGCACCGGCGGCGCCAGCCAGGGCGACGCAUCCCCUCCGGCCCGUGCAGGGACGCACCACCGCCGCAGCUCAUGCGUAACCGAAGAAGGCUUCGAGAUCGCGCUGCCCAGUCCCCCAGCCCCGCCCACCUCCUCCCACCCGCGAGCCAGACGCCAGUCGGUUCUCGACGACGACGGCAACGAGAUCGUCCUUCACGCAAGCGACGACAGCCCCAAGCCAAUCACAACCACGACCACCACAACCACCACCAGCCCGGCAGCACCCCUCACCAAACCAGCCCACCCCUCCCCCACCCCAACAUUCACCUCCCGCGGCGGCUCCUCCAUCGUGUCCCCCUUCGGCGAGGUGCUCGCCGGUCCGCAGUGGGAAGACGACGCCGGGCUGAUCUAUGCGGACGUGGAUUUUGCCGACUGCAUCCGGGGCCGGCUGGACCUGGACACGGCGGGCAGCUACUCGCGCAACGAUUCGUUCAAGUUUUCGGUGCAGGGGUUGGAUUUGGCGCCGCUUCCAUAUUCUUGA
Messenger RNA from Chaetomium globosum CBS 148.51, 1320 nucleotides. RefSeq lists its product as uncharacterized. The transcript has 2 exons. NCBI's taxonomy places the organism in Eukaryota, Fungi, Ascomycota, Sordariomycetes, Sordariales, Chaetomiaceae. The coding region runs from base 1 to 1320 and encodes 439 amino acids. Gene Ontology annotation, molecular function: catalytic activity. The record is from RefSeq and is a predicted model, not a curated record.